GCAAGAUCCCCAUAGCUCUUUUCCGUUCUAUCUGCGACUCAUGUCGAAAUACGACGUCUAACGUCCCACAAACCGUCUUGUGCGACCACAUACGGCUGUUCCUUUACCUGGGCAGCGUACCUGCAUAUCGGGAUUUCUUGAUCACCAGGCAAGAAAGGUUGGCACUGCUCCAGGAGCAGCCAAAUGACGGCCAUGGCCUGGCAGCCGGAAGAAGAGCCAUUGAGGCAACUCUCAAGUUGCUUGAAAGACUCCCUGAGUGGUCACAAUAAGACUGCGCAGAAACAGGCGGAAAUUAUGCUUGCCCAGGCAAAAUCUUCACCUGACAUUAAUAACUAUCUCACAUAUCUAUUCUCAAGUUCCCAGGUUCCCCCCGGCUUGGCUUAUACCCCGGAGGAGUACCAUGCUGUUCGAUCAGCGGCGGCUAUUAUGCUGAAAAACAACAUAAGAACGGGUUACAAGUCAAUACCGGCAGAAAGCCUAGCUCUCGUCCGUUCUUCCGUCCCUCUAGCAUUACAGGAUAAAAACCAGUCAAUUCGAAGCUACGCUGGAAAUGUCAUUACGGAGAUUGUCAGUCGCGGAGGGAUUCUUGGCUGGCCUCAACUACUGCCAGAGUUAUUAGCGUUGGUUGGGAAUGAGAAUGGGACGGUUACACCAGAAGCACAGGAGGGAGCGAUGGCUGCUCUGGCAAAAGUCUGCGAGGAUAAUAAAAAGAUGCUCGACAGGGACUACCAAGGACAACGGCCCCUAGCUUUCAUUAUUCCCAAACUUAUCGAGUUCACUGUCAGCGAAAAGCCAAAAAUUCGAUCUUUAGCUCUAGGUAGCAUCAACGUUUUCAUUCCACAGAAGCCGCAGGCCCUGCUCGUCUCCCUGGACGACCUCCUGAAUCGGCUGUUCCAGCUUGCCCAUGAUCCCUCGUCCGAUGUCCGCCGACAAGUGUGCCGAGCAUUUGUCCAAAUCGUUGAGAUUCGCCCUGAUAAGAUCCUGCCUCAUAUCGCUGAUCUAGUUGAUUAUAUGAUUGCGCAGCAACGGAAGAUUGAGGAUGAAGACUUGGCUUGCGAUGCAGCGGAAUUUUGGCUUACGGUUGGCGAGCACGGUGAAUUAUGGAAGUCACUGGGUCCCUACCUCAACAAAAUCAUCCCUGUUCUUCUGGAGAGUAUGGUCUACAGUGAUGAAGAUAUUGCGAUGCUGGAAGGUGGGGGGAAUGACGCCGACGAAGAGGACCGCGCGGAGGACAUCAAGCCCCAGUUCGCGAAGAGCAAGAGCAUUCGGACCCUGGCCAACGGCGAAGAGAGUGUCGAAAAUAGCAUGAACGGUUAUGAAAAGCUCAAUGGCAUGGACGAUGAUGUUGACGAGGGAGAAAUCGAAGAGUACGAUGAUGACGAUGAUGGGAACCCCGAGGACCGGUGGAAUUUGCGAAAAUGUUCUGCUGCAGCCCUGGACGUUUUCGCAACCGACUUUAAAGGGCCAGUCUUUGAUGCUAUUCUCCCAUAUCUGAUGACGAACCUGAAGCACGAAGAAUGGCCUUACCGUGAAGCUGCUGUACUUGCACUUGGAGCUGUUGCGGAAGGAUGUCUCCCAGUUGUAACACCACAUCUGCCAGAGCUCGUCCCCUAUCUGAUCUUCUUACUCAAGGAUCCCGAGCCACUUGUCCGACAGAUUACCUGUUGGACUCUGGGGAGGUACUCGGCGUGGGGUGCAGGUCUCACAGAUCCUGCGUUGCGAGCACAAUACUUCGAACCUAUGAUGGAAGGCAUCCUCCUCAAGAUGCUGGAUCACAACAAGAGGGUGCAAGAGGCUGGAGCCUCGGCAUUUGCUCAUCUCGAGGAGAAGGCAGGGGCUGGACUAACACCAUACUGCGAGCCCAUCAUCCGCCAAUUUGUCCGGUGUUUCGAGAAGUACAAGGAUAGGAACAUGUUCAUCCUAUACGACUGCGUGCAAACCCUGGCAGAGCACGUCGGCCACGGUCUUGCCCAGCCUCAACUUAUUGACCUACUGAUGCCGGCCCUCAUCCACCGGUGGAACAAGGUCACGGAUCAGUCACGAGAGCUAUUUCCGCUCCUGGAGUGUCUAUCAUACGUAGCCGCAGCUCUAGCAGAAUCGUUCGCGCCGUUCGCGCCUCCGGUCUUCACCAGGUGCAUCAAAAUUAUCCAUCAAAAUCUGGAAGAGUACUUGGCGGCUGUCACGAAUCCAAUUUUAGAUUCUCCCGACAAGGACUUUCUCGUAACGAGCUUGGACCUCCUAAGCGCUAUCAUCCAGGCACUUGACGAGAAACAGUCCGCGGCACUCGUAUCCGGUUCACAACCCCGACUUUUUGACCUCCUCCAAUUCUGCAUGGAGGACCCUGAGAAUGAUGUACGCCAAUCCUCGUACGCAUUGCUUGGAGACUGCGCAAAAUACGUCUUCCCGCAACUAGAACCCUUCCUCCCGGUCUUGUUCCCCAUCCUGAUCAAACAACUGGACCUGGAUACGAUCCUGGAUGAGCAGAUCCAGACCGGGUUCAGCGUGGUGAACAAUGCCUGCUGGUCCUCGGGCGAAAUCGCAAUUCAGAAUGGUAAACAGAUGGCGCCGUACGUGGGCGAGCUCAUGCAGAGGUUCCUAGAGAUCCUUGGCAACCCCGAGGUACCCAGGUCGGUCCUCGAAAAUGCGGCCAUCGCCCUGGGCCGGCUGGGGCUACAGAACGCUGACAUCAUGUCACCUCACCUGGCGACGUUCUCAGAGCAAUUCUUGAAGUCGAUCAGCACGGUUGAUUACACCCUGGAGAAGGCGACGGCCUGCAAGGGAUUCGUGCUUUGUGUCAUCGCCAAUCCUCAGGCGAUGGAGAAAGACCUGGCACGCUUAUUCACAACCAUUGCUCGAUAUAAGAUGACCGAGGAGACCAAGACGCCUCUCACAGCCGACCUUCACCAGAUCUUCCAACACACACUCGACGUCUACAAAUCCCUCAUCCCCGAUAUCAACGCAUACCUCAGCACGCACGUCGCAGCAGCGGACGUAGAAGCGCUGCGGAUGACGUACAGCAUGUAAAUAGACAAGAAAUGACACAUUUUUUCUUUCCCUCGACACAAACACAGCACGGCACAGUCAAACGAUAGGGGGCGUAAGGGCAGGCAGAAAGGAAAGAAGGAAAGAAGGGAGCUCAGAAUUCAAUCACCAUAUAAGCGGGCAGCGCUCUGCUAUAUGCUUGACUAUAUUCACGACGGCAUGAUUAAUAUGGGUUGGGUUGGGGGUUUCGGGGGGGAGGGAGGGCGGCGAGUUAAGUCAGUCAGUCAGUCAGGCAGGCAUGUGUGCGAGAACGUAAAGGAAAGAAGGAAGUGAAGGAAGUAAAGGAAAGAAGAGAAGAAAAUCAAGAAGAAAGAAGAACGCAUAGCGAAAAAAUUUUCCGG
Molecule: messenger RNA, 3383 nt
Organism: Amorphotheca resinae ATCC 22711
Lineage: Eukaryota; Fungi; Ascomycota; Leotiomycetes; Helotiales; Amorphothecaceae
Exons: 4
Coding region: 184-3024 (946 amino acids)
Biological process (GO): protein import into nucleus
Cellular component (GO): nucleus; cytoplasm
Molecular function (GO): small GTPase binding; nuclear import signal receptor activity
Source: RefSeq, a predicted model, not a curated record